Schizosaccharomyces octosporus yFS286 is the source of this 2788-nucleotide messenger RNA. RefSeq names its product 19S proteasome regulatory subunit Rpt5. The transcript has 2 exons. Gene Ontology annotation, cellular component: proteasome regulatory particle, base subcomplex. Bases 743 to 2056 code for a protein of 437 amino acids. Gene Ontology annotation, biological process: proteasome-mediated ubiquitin-dependent protein catabolic process. Lineage: Eukaryota; Fungi; Ascomycota; Schizosaccharomycetes; Schizosaccharomycetales; Schizosaccharomycetaceae. The record is from RefSeq and is a predicted model, not a curated record. Gene Ontology annotation, molecular function: ATP binding; proteasome-activating activity; ATP hydrolysis activity.
UAUGAGAUGAUGAAUAUCCAAUACAUAUACUUUUCAUUACAUUGACAAUUGUCUACGGCCACACCUAGGCGAAAACACCAGUUCCCGUCCGAUCACUGCAGUUAAGCGUCUGAGGGUCUCGUUAGUACUAUGGUUGGAGACAACAUGGGAAUCCGGGAUGCUGUAGGCUUUUUCCUCAUUUUAUUCUUUUUGUUUUUUUUUACCUCUUUUAGCAUAACGUAUGCAUGCAUCGUGUUGCAUUUGGUUUUCCUUUUGAUCGCCAUGGAAGUAGAAAAAAAUCCUUAAUACACAAAAAGGAACAGCGACACGUAGCAGAGACACAACGGGGAUCAACAAGAUGGUGCUAUAAAAUGGAAUUGUUGUUUACAAUCAAGUAAACAAUGAAUAUUUCGAAAAAAUAAAGAAGCAAUAGGUUGAAAGACUAUGAGUUACGUAUUAACAGGUCAUUUGAAGUUUUUUAAUAAAGGAAUCAAUCAUUCUUUACAUACAAUUCACCUCUUCAAUAUUGGCGAUGUCACUUCUCAACCCAUCUAUUCUUUCUUGUGCUGCUAUAGUCUCUCUAAAGCAUGAGAAGUAUCAUACUUCAUAUUAACAAAAGAUGAAGCGAAAUAUAUACAUAAAUGAAAAAUAUACAUAUUUUUAUAAAAUCAGGCUGUAUUUUCUUCUGGUUAAUAUUCAACUAGUGGUGCCUCUGGGUUACUAAGACUUCAGAAGAACAAACGUGAACUUAACCGGAACACAAAUGUCAACACUUGAAGAAUUAGACGCGUUGAAUGGUUCGCAGCAACCAGAGUCCAGCCAUGAUGAUUUUAUGGAUGGAAUUGAGCAAGAAAUUUUAAAUGCCAACUCUGAAGAGCUGAAUAGUCGGACAAGACUGUUAGAAAAUGACAUUAAGGUUAUGAAAUCCGAGUUUCAAAGACUAACUCACGAAAAAAGCACGAUGGUUGAAAAAACCAAAGAAAACCAAGAAAAGGUUGCGAAUAACAAGAUGCUUCCGUACUUGGUUGGUAACGUAGUAGAGAUUUUGGACAUGCCUUCUGAAGAAGAAGAUGCCCAAGAAUCAGUAAACCAAAACUCAGAGGCUCGCGUUGGCAAGUCAGCAGUCAUCAAGACAUCGACACGUCAAACAAUCUUCCUUCCCUUGAUCGGUUUAGUGGAACCCGAGGAACUUCAUCCUGGUGACUUGAUCGGUGUAAAUAAGGAUUCCUACUUAAUUAUAGAUAAGUUACCCUCGGAGUAUGAUAGUCGUGUCAAGGCUAUGGAAGUUGACGAAAGACCUACUGAACGUUACUCCGAUAUCGGUGGUUUAUCAAAACAGAUUGAAGAGUUAUUUGAAGCAAUCGUUUUACCGAUGCAACAAUUUGACAAGUUUCAAAAUUUGGGUAUUAAACCUCCCAAGGGUUGUUUGAUGUAUGGUCCUCCAGGUACAGGAAAAACUUUGCUCGCCCGUGCUUGUGCCGCUCAGUCUAAUGCGACCUUCUUGAAGUUGGCUGCUCCACAGCUUGUCCAGAUGUUUAUUGGUGAUGGUGCAAAGUUAGUUCGUGAUGCAUUCGCUUUGGCAAAAGAAAAAAGUCCAGCUAUUAUAUUUAUUGAUGAAUUAGAUGCUAUUGGUACCAAGCGUUUUGAUUCCGAAAAAGCAGGUGAUCGUGAAGUUCAAAGAACCAUGUUGGAGCUUUUGAACCAACUUGAUGGUUUUAGUAGCGAUGACCGUGUUAAAGUAGUCGCUGCUACCAACCGCGUUGAUACCUUAGAUCCUGCUUUGUUGCGAUCUGGUCGUUUGGAUCGUAAGCUCGAAUUUCCACUUCCAAACGAAGAAGCCCGUGUUGGUAUUUUGCGUAUCCAUUCUCGUAAAAUGGCAAUUGCUGAUGACAUUAAUUGGGAAGAAUUGGCUAGAAGUACUGACGAAUACAACGGUGCUAUGUUGAAGAGUGUCUGCGUAGAAGCUGGCAUGAUUGCUCUUAGACAAGGAGACACCAAAAUUACUCAUGAACAUUUCAUGGAUGGUAUUUUGGAAGUGCAGAUGCGUAAGUCAAAGACUUUACAAUACUUUGCAUAAAUAUUCCAUCUUCGUUUUUAUGAGCUCCUUGUAAUCUUGUCAAUUUUUUUUUUCUAUGAUUUCUAUGCCCUAAAAAUUCUAAAGCAUCUUCUGAUGCCUUCUCUCUUCACGGUAGUCUGACUUGUAAUGAAUAGUAAAGUACUGUUAUAUUGGUCUAUAAAACAAAUUUUGAUAUCGCGUGUUAUAAAUAGAUGUUGAACUUUACUAUGAAGGUUCGUCUUUAUCCUUUACUUGUUUUGAAGCUCUCCAGGUUACAGCAUUUCAUGAUCUCAUGAUCCUUAAUAGUAGUCAGGACUAAGGAUUCUUUCAUUUAAUUUGCGUAUAUGAGCCUUUCAUAUUCAAAUCAUCUAUGGGAAUUUUGAAAUCAGCUAAACUAUAGUUGCCUUUUCGACGAAAGCUGUUUUAGCUAGGAUGUGAAAUGGAGAAACUUGCUGAGGCAUUAUUGGGUUUAUAGCUUGGUUGUAUGAAACUUUUCAUCAUGCCAUUAUCACGAUCAAAACAUUAAGUUUUCUUAGGCCCUAUUUUCUAUUUUCUUGACACUAUGCAAAACAAUUGUAUGAUGGGCUGAACCCAGCUUUUGAUAGGAAGCCGUAUACAAGUUACACUUGCUUCAUUAGUAAGAGUAGUCACCAAACGACAUAGAACCAUUUGUAAUGGAAAGAUGGGAACAUUGAAAGGGAUUAUAUGUGAGUCUAUUAUGAAUUCACGAUUUUAGCUAAGACAGUUGUUUAC